Pieris napi is the source of this 2437-nucleotide messenger RNA. RefSeq names its product T-cell acute lymphocytic leukemia protein 1 homolog (gene Fer2). The coding region runs from base 435 to 1097 and encodes 220 amino acids. NCBI's taxonomy places the organism in Eukaryota, Metazoa, Arthropoda, Insecta, Lepidoptera, Pieridae. Gene Ontology annotation, biological process: developmental process; regulation of transcription by RNA polymerase II. The transcript is spliced from 6 exons. Gene Ontology annotation, molecular function: RNA polymerase II transcription regulatory region sequence-specific DNA binding; protein dimerization activity; DNA-binding transcription factor activity, RNA polymerase II-specific. The record is from RefSeq and is a predicted model, not a curated record.
AAGAGAAUUGCGAGUCAGUAUUGAUCGUUUGAACUUUAGAUUCAAAAGAAAAUUCUUGUAUAGAAUUAUACUUUCAAGAAUUAAAAGUCAAACUGAAACCGGUCUGAAACUUCUUUUAUAUUAUAAAUUUUCCGAGAAAAUCGAUUUAGGCCCAACCCCUCACCGCCCUAUUGUUGCAAACUCCGCCCCUGUUUUGGGGUUUUUGUUCAUACAGCACACAUACAAAACUUCGUACAUCAGAAAUUAGCCCUUAUACCCACACCAGUAAGAUGCACGCUUCUGUCGCGGCAAACUAAAUUUCCCCGCAGUAGGGGUUGAAGUUCCCGCAAAAUGGCCACCCUCAGCGGUAUAAAAUUAAUUUUUUACUUAGUUCCCUAUCAGUCUCCUUUCGUGUCGACAGUAAUAAUCAGGUUGGACAGGGAUUUGUAGCAGAGAUGUCAGGCACUAGAACGCAGGUUGCAGACUCAUCCACAUCACCACCUCUAAUUGAUAAUCGUCGACUCGAUUAUUCUGCACUGAAAUUUACUUAUGUCGACGGAUCCGAUGACGAAAGUGCAAUUACUUCGGAAUUGCCGUCGUGUGUGUACGCUGCUGCCAGAAGCCGUCUUCAGCUGCCUUUAGCUGCCUAUGUUCAUCAGCAUACUCGUCAAAUUCAUACAGAUGGUCUUCUGGACACAUCAAUGGAGCCAGAAUAUCAAUGCGGAGGGUCACCGUACCGCGUACAACGGGCGGCGGCAAACGUCCGCGAACGACGGCGAAUGCUGAGCAGUAUAAACUCGGCGUUCGACGAGUUGCGGGUCCAUGUUCCAACAUUUCCGUACGAGAAAAGGCUGAGUAAGAUUGACACUCUACGGCUUGCGAUCGCAUACAUCGCACUUCUUAGAGAGGUCCUGGAUGCAGAUUACGAUCCCUUGACUUAUGUAGAGAAAUGUCUUCGAGGUGAAAUCAAGGCCGAUCGUGCACAUUGGAAUACUAGUGAUUUGACCGCAAGAUUAUCGUGGAUUAAUUGGGAGAACUUAGGGGUUAAUCCCCAACGCAGAAGUGUCUUGACAUCACUGGCCCUUAGUUCUGAAAAUAUGCAGUAUCCUCAUAACUGAUGCAUUUUUUUGGGAUUAUGUUAAUUAUUAUUGUAUUGUUGCAGACACCUAGAAAUUAGACAUUUUAUGUUAUGAAUUAGAAGAGUAGAAAUCAGGUCUGCUUCUUGUAUGUUAACGUUAUUUAAUACGAAAUCUAGUGCCAAGAGUAUUCUGUAACUUGCAAUUGCGGUAGCGACCCUGACUCGUCGAUCGGUAUCGCUGGAAAUUAGAGAGUACCAGUGCAGGCCACGCGACCACAUGAACUUAUUCUUUGUAUAUAAGUACAAUGUAUCAAUAGUGGAUUAUAAUGUAUGAAAAACGCUUAUUCAUGCUUUUGGGUCAUAAAAUAUGUUGACAUUACAAAAGUUAAGGGCCUAUUAUAUUUUAAAGUUAGCCGAAUGUUUCUAGUUUUGAGUUUAACCAUUAUGUCUAUUUUAACGAAAAUAAUUGUAUUUGAAUUAUAGUUUUUCAAAUGCUAUGGUUUAUAUAAUUUGUCACAAUUCAUAUUUCAACGAUAAGAAAAUUAUAGUCAUCGCCGAGAUGUGCCACCCAUAAUAUUAAAUAUGUUUGUUUCAGACGUGGAUAGCAACAAAAUACUUGCUAAAAGGUGGAUAAUAGGCCCUUAUAAAUUCUAAAUAACUUGUCUUUCUAUAAAGGUUAAUAAGAGAUGGUAGCUUUUGUCUUAACUAAAAUAUUCAUUCUUUACAUAUAGGAUGUUACAAGAAAUAUAUAUUGUGGCGUGUCGUGGAAUUCUUAUAUUUUAUGAAAUUGUCAAGCCUUCAUGAAAUUGUCAAUUGUACGAACUCGCCCCGACAUAAAUCUAACAGAAUUUUACACAGUACCAGAGCAGAAUUAAAUAUAUUAAAACUGUGAUCUUUUAAUAUUAAUAAUUUUAGGUUAGUUAUUUAUCAAGUUUUUUAUUAACAACCGCGUAUGCUUCAUAUUUUAAUUAUAUACAUAUGCAAUAAUAGUGAUUAUGUAUUGGAAUAACAUACGUCAAUACUGUAAUAAUAUUGUCUUCCAACAAUUAUCACAUAGAACAGUAGUACCUAUUUAAAAAUUGUACCAUAAAGUUAAGUAGGCAUUGAAUGUAGUUUAUAAAUACUCCCAUAGAAUUUGAGUAUAAAAAAUAAAAAGCAUAAUGUUCUUUAAUUAAUAUGUAUAUUAUUUAUAUGAAUAACUCAUUACGAUUUCAAUAAAUUAUAAAUAUACUUAAAAAAAUUUAGUAAUACUUUACUCACAUUUUGUUUUGGAAACAACAUAAUAGCAGUUGGUACUAAAUUUAUUAUAAAAUAUUGGAUGUAAUAAUAAAAUAUGCAACAUUAUAUUAUUUUUGUGAAAUAUAAGGAACCCCCAAAUUC